AACAUCAACGUCAGUGUAUGCCCCUUCUUGAGCUCUCCUAAAGCUAGAUAUCUAGUCUCACCAUCCUUCCAAAGCCUUUCACUUCCACUCUGAGACCUGUAUUGUCUCGCAUAACCAGCACGCCACCACCAUGUCUACGUCCUCCUCCCACACAUCCCCCCACGGCGCCCUCGCCGACCUCCUCCCCUCUCACUUCACCACCCAAAUAACCACCUGGCUGGCCGAAGACACGCCGUCGUUUGACUACGGCGGCUUCGUCGUGGGGUCCGACCCGCGCAGUGCACAGCUCCUCUGCAAGUCCGCCGGGGUGCUGGCCGGGGUGCCGUUUUUCGACGAGGUGUUCCGCCAGCUCGACUGCACCGUGGAAUGGCACUAUGGCGAAGGCACACACCUCGACCCGACGCCGGCCGGCGGGAAGAUCAAAGUCGCCACGGUCCGGGGCCCGACGCGGAAACUGCUGCUGGGCGAAAGAGUUGCGCUGAACACGCUGGCCCGGUGCAGCGGGGUGGCGACGCGGUCGCGCCAGAUGCUCGAGCUGGUGCGCGGCGCGGGCUACCGGGGCAUCCUGGCCGGCACGCGCAAGACGACGCCGGGGUUCCGGCUGGUCGAGAAGUACGGCAUGCUGGUGGGCGGGAUCGACGGCCACCGCCACGACCUGUCGAGCAUGAUCAUGCUCAAGGACAACCACGUCUGGGCCAAGGGCUCCAUCACCAACGCGGUCCAGGCGGCGCGCGCCGUGGGCGGCUUCGCCCUGAAGAUCGAGGUCGAGGUGCAGAGCGAGGCCGAGGCGGACGAGGCCAUCGAGGCGGGUGCCGACGUGGUCAUGCUGGACAACUUUGACGGCCAAGGGCUGAUGGUCGCGGCGCGGAGCCUGAAGGAGAGAUGGAGGGCCCGAGGCCGGGCACAUGUGCUGCUGGAGAGCAGCGGCGGGCUGACCGAGGCCAACGUCAAGGAAUACAUUAAUAACGAUAUCGACAUAAUAUCCACGAGCGCCGUCCACCAGGGGGUGCCGCACAUAGAUUUCUCCCUGAAAAUCGACCAUUGAACGAUAC
Molecule: messenger RNA, 1052 nt
Organism: Cladophialophora immunda
Lineage: Eukaryota; Fungi; Ascomycota; Eurotiomycetes; Chaetothyriales; Herpotrichiellaceae
Product: nicotinate-nucleotide diphosphorylase (carboxylating)
Exons: 2
Coding region: 131-1045 (304 amino acids)
Biological process (GO): NAD+ biosynthetic process; quinolinate catabolic process
Cellular component (GO): cytoplasm
Molecular function (GO): nicotinate-nucleotide diphosphorylase (carboxylating) activity
Source: RefSeq, a predicted model, not a curated record